AUGGCAACUAUAACAGUUUCCACGGAAAUAAUUUGCCCAAAUUGUGGUAAACGUAUGAUUAAAAAGAAUUGGAAAGACCAUGCUCGAUGUAAACAUGCAAUGACGGAAGAAAAUAUUCAAACAAAAUACGAACAAUUAAUACCAUCGUCUUCUAAUAAACCAAUACCAAUUGCCAUGCAUAAUUUCUUUUCAACAAAAAAAUUUGCUACAAUGCCAGCUGUAGAAAAGCAAACCUUAGACGAUAAUUCUUGUACUACUGAUACCAUGCUUGUUGAUCAUGAAGAUAAUGAUAUGACUGCUUCUAAAAAUUAUUCAAUGUCGAAAGAUUCUGACACAUUAUAUCAAAAUGAAGACUUGUCAACAUUUGCAACUGAUGAAUGUAAUGCAAAUAAAUCAAAUGAGCAUGAAACCAUGAAUAAUCAAAAUGAUGAAAUGAUUGUUGAAGAUAAUGAUUGUUUACUGGAGUUGAAUUUAAAUAUGGUAAGUAACACUGAACAUCAAAAUAGUCAUUACCAAUCACCAACAUCAUUAAAAACAUCCGUUACAACAACUUCGAAUUUAUCUAAGUGUCAUUAUGCUAAUCGUGCUAAUUAUCCAGAUAUCGAAUGGAAUCCACAUCGUAGUUUAUCCUCAACUAAACCAAGUCCAACAUGGUUUUCAGAUGAUUACCCGUGGCUUCGCGCAAUUUAUUCAAACGGCUUUUAUGGCUUGAUAUGCGCUGAUUGUGUUGAAUUUGCAUCUAGUGAAGUUGCGAUUAAGAAGAAUAACGGUGCAUUUGUAGUACGACCUUAUUGGAAAUUGAAACAUAAAGGUCUCGAAGAUACUCAAACAAGAAAAUAUCUUGCCAUACUCGUUCAAACGCUUUGGAAGAUUAUCAGAGAAGAAAUGGCAUUAAGUAAGUUUAAACCAUUGAUAGAGUUUCUCCAUCAAGUGCAUUGUCCCGAUAUCGUUGAUUGGUUUAAAAUUUCAAAUAUCUCUUCAAUUAAAAAAGCUCGUUUUAUCAAUCUUAUAAUGGAUGAAACUCGUGACAUAACUGUCAAACAAAUGUUUUGUCUAUGCUUGCGUUAUGUGGAAGAUGAUACCGGUCAAAUUCAUGAAGAUACUUUUACGUUAAAGCAAAUCAACGAUACAAGCGGAAAAGGAGUCUUUAAAGUUGCACAAGAAUUCAUCGAUCAAUUGCAAAAGGACACAGGUAAAGAAUUGAUUAUCACCGCACAAACUUACGAUGGAGCAGCGUCGAUGCGCUUUCAAGCACAAGGACAUGUACGCAGCCGGUUAUCGGCAUGGGGUAUGUAUAUAUAUUGUCGAUCUCAUCUUUUGAAUUUAAGCGUAGAAGAUGCAAUUGAAAAUGCAAUGUUUGAUGCUUAUGAUACAGUCCAUUCUACAUUGGUCUUCCUACGUGAUAGUCCACAUCGACUUCAAAUAUUAUUUGAAAGCCAAAAGCUGAUUCUUCCAAGUACAAAAGAACAAACUAUACCACAGCCAAGUGAUACCCGUUGGUCUUAUGCAUAUGAAAUUAUCCAAUUUAUGUGCAAGCAUUAUACUGCUGUUAUCAUAACACUUUCAACCAUAUCGCAACAAAAAGGUACUGGAUCGUCGGAUGGUCGACGAUAUGCACUUGAUCUGAUAAAACCUGAUGUUAUUUUCCAAGUUUAUCUUAUACGUGAUGCAUUGCGUCCUUCAUUAAAUUUCCUGCGACAAAUAGAAAAACGUGGUGCUUGUCUCGAUGAUUUUGCAACACAUGUGGAAGCUGCUCGAAGCACAAUUAAACAAUCGAUCGAAAUGUUUGAUUUUAAUCAAAUACAAACAAUACUUCAUGAGAUUCGCCAGUAUUUGCCGGUUAUACAACCAACAUUUCGAUCAACACGUACUCAAAAUCAAGCAUCCUCUACAGACUUCAAUGAAGAAGAACUUCGUAUAAUCGGUAACGAAUUUAUUGUUCAUUUUCUCCAAUCUUUAGAUACUAGAUUCAAUCGUGAAGCUAAAGAAUUAAUCGAAAACAUACAAUUGUUAUCAUCACCAUUUAAAUGUUCAGCUACACAAUUACUUCAAAAUCCAUUAAUAAUACAAUACUGUUCUCCAACAACGUAUAAACACAUUGGAGUUGACAAAAAGACAUAUGAACGUACUGAUCCACCUUUGUUAAAUUUUCAAGAAUUAAAAAAUGAUGUUUUUGCAUUUCUUACUAUUGUAGAUGAUCUUACUUCUAUUGGAGUAAUUACACAACAUCUGGCACAAUACGGUUCUGAACAAUGUUCUGAAUGGUACAAAUUAUAUCAAAUUUUAGCUACAUUUGCUAUAGGAUCCAAUGAAGCUGAACGCACAUUUAGUACAUUAAGAAGAACGAAAACAUACUUACGCAAUAGCUUGAAUAAUGAAACUCUUGAAAUUUUAAUUAAGUUGUCAAGUCUCAAACCUGAUUUAACAGAUGCUGCUGUCAAGUUUAUCAUCGACGAUUUCAUUAGUCAUCCUCAGAGAGCUAAACAUCGAAAUCAACAGCAGCAUCUCGUUACCAUCUUCUAUUACGGUGACACCUCGACCGACCGUGAAAGUAAACGAUCAGCUCACUUAACUCGAUUAGCUGCGAAUUUAAUUAUCUCAAUUCUGCUGCCGUUGUCUUUGGUAGAAAAUCCACAAUUACAAUUGGUCUUUCAAGAAGCUGAACCUUCUUACAUUUUAUCGAAGAGAAAAUCUUUUAUUGGCAAUGUUUUAAAUCAAAUGUACGAUGAAACUCGAAAUAGAGUUCAGAAUGAACUUAACUGUGCGACCAGUGUUUGCCUGACAACAGAUAUUUGGACGCCUCAGUCAAAUGAAGCUUACAUGACUGUUACUGUUCACUUCGUCGAUACAUCAAACAGCAAGUUGAAGUCGUUCGUUCUGGAAACCACAGAAUUCUCAGGAAAUCACACAGCUCAACAAAUAGUUGAAAGACUUGAAAACAUAUGCAUCGAUUGGCCGAUUCUUGAUAAAGUCGUCUGUCUUGUCUCAGACACGUGUAAUGUUAUGAGAAACCUGGGAAACGAUUUUGCCAAAGUUGAGCUUGUUUUAUUCACAAAUCAUCUUCUCGAUUUAUGCGUCAAUGACGUGAUUCGAAAAAGAGACGAUGUGAAAAACGUGUUGUCGACAGUUCGACACAUUGUUUUCUUUGUACGCAACAGUCAUCUAGCUUAUGAAACACUCAAUAAAUAUCAACGAUCGUUAGAUCUAAAUGAACGUCAUUUGAUUUACAAUGUAUUGGCCAGAUGGAACAGCACAUAUUAUAUGCUUCAGCGAUUCAUCGAUGACAAACUCUCAAUUUCAGCUUGUCUGAAUGAAAAAGCGUUCCAGAAAAAUUUAACUACAGCAAAAAUCUCAAGAAAUAGCGAUUGGGAUUUACAAGAACAAUUGAUGAUGGUUCUUGAACCGUUUGAAGCCGCUACGCGAAAAUUAUCAGUAGAAUUCUGCCCAAGUAUUUCACUCGUUCUACCAGUUAUCACAAGUCUCGAGAAUCGGACCAGUGAUUCUUUAAUAAUCAAACAAAUCAAGAAUACUUUACGGUGUUCCAUCGAAGAGAAAAACGUGCUGUUAGCCACAGUGGUCGAUCCUCGUUGGAAAAAUUUUAGUUUCUUACAAAGCUCAUCUUAUCAACAGCACGUCGAUACUCACACUUGCUUGACAAAAAUGUCUGCGUUUGAUGCUAAACUUUUGUCAUACAUUUAUCUGCAUGAUGAAUAUGUUGCCGAUCUGGCAUCACAUCCGAAAUCAUAUGUUUGGGAUGGUGAUCAAUCAACAACCUACGUCUAA
Messenger RNA from Adineta ricciae, 3783 nucleotides. NCBI's taxonomy places the organism in Eukaryota, Metazoa, Rotifera, Eurotatoria, Adinetida, Adinetidae. The record is from the annotation of a GenBank genome assembly.